Medioppia subpectinata is the source of this 885-nucleotide messenger RNA. NCBI's taxonomy places the organism in Eukaryota, Metazoa, Arthropoda, Arachnida, Sarcoptiformes, Oppiidae. The record is from the annotation of a GenBank genome assembly.
AUGUGCAGCCAUAACUUCGGUGCCCUUACAUGCGAGCCCUGUCGACAAUUCUUUAGGAGAAAUGCAAACAAGAAUCAGGAUUUUUCACGACAAUUCUGCAAAAAGUGUAGAAUUGAUAAAUGUUUUGCCAUCGGAAUGAAGAAAGGUCUGUUUUGUUCAUUCAAAGAACGGGAAAAUAUGGUUAGAAAUAAUGAUAGGAAACAUAAAUCAUUGCAUGGAUAUCGACGAAAGCGAGUGAAAAUCAUGGACACAAUUGUGUCGACAACUGAUGAGUUGAUACCCGUUUACAAUAAGGAACCGAUUCUUGUUGACCAAAUACCAUGUAUAAUUAGAGGAGGUCGCUUUAAGCAGCUAUUUAGCUUUAUGAAUGAGAUAAAGGACCCGGUGGUUCGGUGCACAUCUAAUUGCACCACAUAUACAGAUUAUAUUCGUAUAACAGAGACUUGGAAUGAACUGAAAUAUAAACAAUUUGUCAAAAUGGCCACAAAUAUCACUGAAUUCAACGAUCUGUGCGCUGAGGACAAGGUUUCACUCUUGAAGACCGGCCUCUCGGAGCUGAUGGCUCUGACAACUGUCUUGCGAUUUGAUUUUGAGGGCGAAUUCUGGAGGGUUCCCAUUUUAACCGCAAUAUUGCUCUUUAACCCAAACGUACAAAAUUUGAUGAAUAGAGACAUUAUUAGACUCCAACAGAAGACAUACAUGUAUUUACUUCAACGCUAUUUAGAGAUUAAACACAACUCGAAGUCAGAAUCCGAGACUCGUUUCGGGCGUUUAAUGAAUUGUUUGCAGGAUUUAUAUGUUGUGAGUCCGCUAUCCGUCAAAAAUUAUAUUGAGUUCAAUACUACGGCUAAAAAUCCGGGACCUCUUAUGAAAGAGUUAUACAAU